GCAGCACAUUUUUUUUUGCUCGUUUAAUUUUUUUCUCAUUUGAAUGUAAAAGUCAUUUUGAAAUAUUUAUUUAUAUAUGUAUAGUAUAUUUAUUUUAAUUUUAAUUAUAACUUAAACAUUUUUUUGUAAUGGUACAAUACUGAUUUUUUUUUAUAAAUACUUAAAAAUCUUAAUGUAUAUUGUUACUUGUAAAAUACUAAAUUGGAAAUAACUGUGGCAAUAUUGAAAUAUUUAAUCUUUAAUAAUUCAGUAAUUUUUUCACACUAAUUUCUCAUCAGAAAAAUAUGAUAAUUUUAAUAACUACUGUUAUUAUUCAGAAGUCCUAGCUCUUUUAAAAUGAAUGAUUUAAUGGGAUCAUCAAGUUUCCUUCACUUGGGAGACAUAGUUUCUCUCUAUGCUGAAGGAAAUGUAUGUGGUUUUCUCAGCACAUUAGGCUUGGUUGAUGAUAGAACAGUUGUCUGUCCAGAAGCUGGAGAUUUAAAUAACCCACCAAAAAAAUUUAGGGAUUGUUUAUUCAAAAUAUGUCCUAUGAAUCGAUACUCUGCUCAAAAGCAAUUUUGGAAAGCAGCUAAACAAAGUGCUAGCGCGAGUGCUGACACAAUCUUAAUUAAACGAUUACAUCAUGCAGCUGAAAUAGAAAAAAAACAAAAUGAAUCUGAAAAUAAGAAAAUACUUGGUACAGUCAUUCAGUAUGGCACUGUUAUACAAGUACUUCAUUUAAAAUCCAAUAAGUAUUUAACUGUAAAUAAACGACUACCAGCUCUGUUAGAAAAGAAUGCAAUGAGGGUCUAUUUAGAUGCUAAUGGAAACGAAGGAUCAUGGUUUUAUAUCAUGCCUUUUUAUAAGUUACGUUCCACUGGUGAUAAUGUUGUUUUGGGUGAUAAAGUCAUUAUGAAUCCAGUGAACGCUGGACAGCAAGUGUUGCAUGUUGCUGCAAAUUAUGAAUUGCCUGAUAAUUUAGGAUGUAAAGAGGUAUAGAUACUUAUUUUUGUGUUAUAAAUAAUUAUAAAAUGUUUAGUACAGUUAGGACUCAGCAUAGUGAAAUAAGUUACAUCUGAGGCUAGUAUGAUUAAGUAACUGGUAACUUUUAUUAUUUUUUUAUUAUUAAAUGGAGAAUGGUCUAAAUCAGUAGUCGGCAACCGGCGGCCCGCGGGCCGGAUACGGCCCGCGUGGCUAUUGAAUACGGCCCGCUUUAAAUUCUAAAUUGACUAAUUUAAUUGAAUAUCAUUUU
This is a messenger RNA of Daktulosphaira vitifoliae (grape phylloxera), 1231 nucleotides long. RefSeq names its product inositol 1,4,5-trisphosphate receptor-like. The record is from RefSeq and is a predicted model, not a curated record. Gene Ontology annotation, molecular function: phosphatidylinositol binding; inositol 1,4,5 trisphosphate binding; inositol 1,4,5-trisphosphate-gated calcium channel activity. Gene Ontology annotation, biological process: calcium ion transport. Bases 337 to 978 code for a protein of 213 amino acids. The transcript is spliced from 6 exons. Gene Ontology annotation, cellular component: sarcoplasmic reticulum; endoplasmic reticulum membrane; secretory granule membrane. Lineage: Eukaryota; Metazoa; Arthropoda; Insecta; Hemiptera; Phylloxeridae.